This is a messenger RNA of Serpula lacrymans var. lacrymans S7.9, 1955 nucleotides long. RefSeq lists its product as uncharacterized. The transcript has 12 exons. Gene Ontology annotation, molecular function: acetyl-CoA C-acyltransferase activity. Gene Ontology annotation, biological process: fatty acid beta-oxidation; phenylacetate catabolic process. Bases 98 to 1366 code for a protein of 422 amino acids. The record is from RefSeq and is a predicted model, not a curated record. Gene Ontology annotation, cellular component: peroxisome. NCBI's taxonomy places the organism in Eukaryota, Fungi, Basidiomycota, Agaricomycetes, Boletales, Serpulaceae.
AUUCCAAGGUUCAACUAGUUAGAUUUGGUAUGUGCGACUCUACGGUCUUCCGUACCAGCAGAACCAUCCCAGUACCACUUGAACAUACUUUGCUUUAAUGUUAACGUCCAUCAUACGUUCUAGGUUCUCUCCAGCCAUCAUGCAAGCAUCAAGAGCUGCUUCGACCCACACCGCGAGUGGUCGUGCUGCACUCCUACAAAAGAAUCCGGACGACGUCGUGAUUACCUUCGCCAAGCGCACUGCUAUGGGGAAGAUGAAGAAGGGACAGUUUAAAGACGUGCCAGUCGAUGAGAUGAUGCAGGCUCUCUUCAAGGCAACACUUGAAAAGACGAAGCUCGACCCGUCAAAGAUUGAGGAUAUUUGCGUAGGGACAUGUCAUCCGCCAUCCCCCACCUACGUUUCCCGCGCAGCUGCACUUGCUGCUGGCAUCCCACACACCGUCCCCAUCUCGUCCGUGAACAGACUAUGCUCAUCAGGGCUCAUGGCAAUAAAGCAUAUAGCCCAGGCUAUCCAGGCUGGUGAAAUCUCCCUCGGUCUUGCUGUAGGUAUCGAGAACAUGACACUUAAUCCACGCCCAACGCCCAUCGUCACAGAGGCAGUAGACCAGCAUGGUCAGGCUCAUGAUUGCAUUCAGCCCAUGGGUUGGACGUCCGAGAUGGUAGCUCAGACUUACAACGUCUCUCGCCAAAAGCAGGAUGAAUAUGCUCUGAUAUCACAUACCAGGGCCAGUGAGGCUCUCGUUCGUGGAACGUUCGCCUCGGAAAUCAUCCCCGUUGAGAUUAGAGGGGCUGUCAUCUCAGUCGACGACACAGUCCGACCAGGUGUUACUCUUUCCUCUCUUGGUGCACUCAAACCCGUCUUCCCAGACUGGGGCGAUGCUUCCACAACUGCAGGGAACGCAAGCGGAAUCGGCGACGGUGCCGCCAUCUGCAUGCUUACCACGCGGGAAAGGGCAGAGAGGGAGGGAAUGGAGGUGCUGGGGAAAUGGGUAGGAGCCUCUGUAGUAGGUGUUGAACCUCGCUAUAUGGGUAUAGGCCCUAUCGCUGCUAUCCCGAAGGUCCUCGCCCAGCAUGGUCUUUCGAAAGAGGACAUUGAUGUCUAUGAGAUUAACGAAGCCUUUGCGUCCCAGUUCGCCUACUGCGUCGAGGAAUUACAAAUCCCAAUUGAAAAGAUUAACCCAAAUGGUGGCUCUAUCGCCCUCACACAUCCUCUCGGAAUGACCGGUGUUCGACAAGUCGUCACAGGUCUCGCCGAACUCCAAAGGCGCAACGCAAAGUUACUAUGCACGAGCAUGUGCGUGGGCAGUGGGAUGGGAGCCGCAGGCAUCUUUGUCAAUGAGGCCCAGGGGAUCACAGCCAAGUUAUAAAAAGACUCGAACAAUUCACAAUAUAGUAGUUAUGUAUGUUCCGCGUGUCAUGGUGUCAUGUUUCAUAAUGUUUUCUGUAUGUAUACUACUAACCACACAAUCACAAUUUGGAAGCGAUUUGUGAUUUGACGGCAUCCAGUGCGUUGCUCACGAUCUCCGUCAUUGCAAUAACCGCUUCUUCCUCUAGCGUUCGUCCGAUGAGCUGUAGAGAGAUGGGCGCGUCCUUGAAUGUCUCGGGCUCGUACAUUUCAUAGUAAACCUUAUCAGUGUCGUUGAGGAAAGUCUUCCGCGGUUGCUUGGCAUCGAUUGCCGUGUCGACGGCCGAGACGGGGAAAAUCGAAGCAGUAUAGUCCAGUGCGUUCCAAACUGUGGUGUAUGCAGUGUAGGUGUUCAAUCCGUGAGGUGGUGCAGCAUAUGGUGCAGCAGGUCCUAUGAUGGCGUCCACAGGCCUACCUGUGCCCGUCUCUCCAACAGUCGCCUCCCACAUAUCCAUGUACUCCUUCCGCAUGUCUCGUCUGCCUUUCUGGAUCUGCCAGAGCUUGUACGAGGAGAUGCCAGGUUGGUGUGCAGGGCAUGAUUCUACCGGGGG